CAUCCGACAUUUCAACUUCCUGUUUCUACUUCCGGGUUUGAUCAGAUGAAAGAGGUGUGACAGCAACUUAACUUCGUUCACUCUUCUUUAUCAUCAGUUAGAGAGAUUUGAUUUAUAGAUACAGCAUUGAAAUCAGAAAGUGUCUUGCAAGAUGUCAAAACUGCUUGAACUUGCCCAGUGCCUGAAAGAAUGCAGCACGAACCUAGAAGGCAAAUGUGCCGGUGUAGAGGCUAGUGAACUGUCGUCUGAGUUUUUUAGUACAAUUGAAGGUGUGAUCGGAAAGCUGCAAGGAGUUGCCAGACUGGGAGGGGGCAAUACAUACGUUUUUCUGGAAGCUUUUGAUAAAUUCAUGGCUGGUGAUUUAAAUAAUUAUAUGCAAAGCAGUUCUGCUCUUGGAGGUGAAAUCCAAACCCAUUCUGAGCUAGUCAAAAAGUCAUUCCAAGCACAGCGAGAUUUCUUAAAGGUUGUUGCUGAGUGCAAAGCCCCCUCGCAGGAUGUAUUGGUCAAACUCAUUCAGCCAACAAGCGAGGCCAUUUCAGAGGUUAUUGACUUCAAGGACAAAAAUCGAGCCAGUAAAAAAUUCAACUUUUUGUCAGCUGUGGCAGAAGGGAUUGGGUCUCUUGGAUGGGUAACAAUUAUGAAAAAUCCGGAAAAUUUUGCAAGGGAUAUGGCAGGUGCAGCUGAGUUCUAUACCAACAGGAUUCUUAAAGAUAAAGUGCCUGAAGAAAAAGACUGGACACUUAAGCUAAAAGCCAUGUUCAAAGGCCUACAAAAGUACAUCAUUGAGUUCUUCAGUGCUGGUCUACAGUGGAAUGUACAGGGAAAAGACCCAGCAUCAGCAAUAGGUUCUGCACCAGCGCCAGGGCCGCCCCCACCACCUCCAGUCCAAGCACCAGCUCCGGGUGCAGCUCCACCUGCUGGUGGUUCCGAAAGUCGAUCUGCCUUAUUUGAUGAGAUCAGGAAAGGAACAGCUAUCUCAAGUGGUUUAAAGCAUGUGGAUGACACGAUGAAAACUCAUAAAAACCCUAAUUUGAGGUCUCAAGCCCCUAAAGCCUCAUCACAGAGUCCUAAACCCUACAAAGCCCCUACUGCUAAGGUCACAUCUGCCGUCAAGGCCCCGGUCACAAAGAAGCCACCUGUUCUGGAAUUACUAGGGGGAAAGAAGUGGGUUGUUGAAUACCAAGAGAAUAACAAGGAAUUAAAAAUCGAACCUGAGAUGAAACAUACGAUCUACGUGUUUAAAUGUACAAAUAGUGUCCUACAGGUCAAAGGGAAGGUCAACUCCAUCACAUUAGAUGGAUGUAAGAAAUUUGCUCUUGUUUUCGACGAUGCAGUAUCAUCCCUGGACUUUAUUAAUUGUCAGAGCAUGCAGGCUCAGGUGACUGGUCAUGUUCCAACUAUAAAUAUUGACAAAACAGACGGUUGUAUGGUUUACUUGAGCGAGAAAUCACUGAGCACCCAGAUCAUCACCGCAAAGUCAUCAGAAAUGAACGUUCUGGUUCCUAAAGGAGAUGCAGGGGACUAUACUGAGUACCCAGUUCCUGAACAGUUUAUUUCUACAUACAACGGUAAGAAGCUGGUAACGGAACUUCAUGAUCAAGUUGCCUAAAUUUACCAGGAGUAAAUCGAAGGAUACAAGAAAAUGUUUUUCUUUUUUUUUGCAAAAAAUAAAACCAAAUUUUAGUCUUCGAAUUGAUUUACUUGUACAGAUAGAUGUAUUUAGGUUCUGCUUUUAUACAUGUUUUUACCAUAAAAACGAAGGUGCAUGAAUUAACAGGUUUUCUAGAUUUAAGCUCUUGUUUUUAAACAAUUUUAUUUUUUUUUCUUAUCUUUCGUCCAAAUUUUUACAAUAAUAUACCAUAAAAAUUCAGUGUUUUAAAACAAUGAUGACAAUGACUGAUUAUUUUGAAAUAAUGAUUGUUUAUAAUGUUUUAUCGGCAUUAUUUUUAAACUAUACUUAAAAGAUGUUUUAUAAUGAUGUAUGUGAUUCUUAUUACAGUAAUAUCAUUAAUGCUAUGGAUUAAUAGUUAAUGGUAAAACUUAAUGAUAAUAUUCUUUGCUUAUAAUUUUCAUAUUCAAACAAUGAAGUUUCUUAUCAAAAUACUUAAUCUUUAAAUAUUUAAUUUCUCUUCUAAAAGCUUAUUCGUUUAAUUAUUAUUUUUUUUAAAUUUACAUUGAUUUUUACAAAUAAUUAGACUAUUUCUGUUAAAACUGAGACUUUAGAUAGAAUCAUGUAAUUUUCAUUUAAUGUGCCUCUAUAGUUUUGUUUUUGCUUAGGUCAUUUAAAUGUGACUAGUAAUUUAUGCAACUCUUUUGAGCUUGAAUCAAGGAUUGAAUACAUCUAAUGUAAAAACAAAUUGCAAAUUGGGCAACUGUGCUAGAUUAAAAUGUGAUUCAUUUUGUAAUCACUGGUUUCUAAGACAGAUAUAAUGUCUGGGCUUAAGUAUAGCCAUUUAAAACUUUGUGGAACGAAGUGUAUGCUUGUUAUCAAAAAUGAUUAAUUCCAGCUUGAAAACAAAGACUUACUUGGUCAUAGAAAUUGGUCUAAACAUAGACUAAAGAUCAUAGAACAGUUAUGAGGAUUAGAUGAAAUUGUGUAUGCUUGCUAUCAAACAAAGAUUAGGUGUACAUUAAGCAAGCUUAUGAAAUGUAUCAAUAUGAUUGAAUGUGUUUUUUUUUUGUUUGGUUUAUUGUUGUGUACAAAACGACACAUCUGAUGCUUAUGUGUUUGUUUUUAGGUGUUUUUUUUUAGGAUAAAUUACAUUUUGCAUUCUCAGCAAAUUUAUAAUUGAUUAUUUAAAGCAAUAAAGUUCACUACUGUACUAACA
This is a messenger RNA of Anneissia japonica, 2828 nucleotides long. Its product is annotated as adenylyl cyclase-associated protein 1-like. NCBI's taxonomy places the organism in Eukaryota, Metazoa, Echinodermata, Crinoidea, Comatulida, Comatulidae. The transcript is spliced from 12 exons. Gene Ontology annotation, biological process: regulation of adenylate cyclase activity; cell morphogenesis; cytoskeleton organization. Gene Ontology annotation, cellular component: cytoplasm. Gene Ontology annotation, molecular function: adenylate cyclase binding; actin binding. The record is from RefSeq and is a predicted model, not a curated record. Bases 152 to 1609 code for a protein of 485 amino acids.